GGGGAAGAGUGUGAAAAAGAGAGAGAGGAGGCGUUCUUUAACAGAGAGAGGGAGAGGAGAGGAGAGCUAAAUAGUUGUUUUCUAACUCCAUGUGGCUCACACUGAGAGGUGUCUCUAGAAUAUUUUAUUUAUUUUUCUUCUGUUCAUGUUAUCACCAUGGAUUCUACAGAAUAAAAACCUUGUUAAACUGGGAUUUUCUUCAAUCUGAAUUCAACAGUAAAACAGAUUUAAUCUCAGACUAGUUGUGGGACUAGUUUUAUUAGGAUCCUACUAGUUGUCUGGUGUGGAUAUAAUACCAGUCUGUCUUUGAGAUGGGGACCAGAACUCUUCUACUUAUUCUGGGUCUUCAUUUCAGUUUACUGGGGAACCUAGAGGCCAGAGAUUGCGGCCUGAGCUUCACAGCCAAAACAAGAACACCGUGUGUUGAUACAGAUGAGUGUAACGAGUGGGACAGUACCCCACCCUGUGGAAACAUGGAUGAGUGUAAGGAGAAGACUGCUGAUUGCCCCAACAACUCAAUCUGUGUGAACACCCCAGGGUCCUACAUCUGCAACUGUCAGUCUGGGUACACACUAACAGAAAGCAGGUGUAAGGACACAGAUGAGUGUAAUGAAACCACUGGUAUCUGUGGAGAGGGAGGGACCUGUCAGAACCAGGAAGGAAGCUACAGUUGCCUCUGUCUCCCUGGAUACAGUAAUUAUGGCAAGAAACAGGCUAGGUGCUCAGUACUGACCUGUGACCAGUUCAAAGUGGAUGAGACUCCUGGACAGACUGUCCCAGGUUUAUCUGGUCUCCUGUCUCUGAUGAGGAACAGCUGUCUGGCGUUAAGUAACUCUGGGGACGCAGCCGGAAGGAGACUGACUGGAGAGAUCCUACUGGAGAAUGUAUUCACGGAGAUAGACGGUUUCCUGUCUCAAGGUAUCCUAAGCAACAGCCGGGAGGUGAGUGGGUUGCUAGGCACCGUGGAAGACGCCAUGAGGUUCAUCGGGCCGCAGCUCAGAGACAACCACACCACCAUGGAGACAGACAACACAGAGGCUGAGAUUGCAGUGAGGAGGGGACAGACUCCGCCCACUGGGCCAAUCAGCCUGGCCAAUGACAACGCUCGACUGGACACCAGCUGGGAGACAGCCACCGGCAACGGGACGUACACAGGUUUCGCACUGGCUGGGUUGGUGUGUUACAAGACAGUGGAGAAAUCUGUCAACAACUCCUUCCAGUACCUCACAGACACAGACACAGACACAGACACAGCAACCGCCACAGCAUCAAAGCCUAGCUACCAGAUCAGUUCCAAGGUGGUAACAGCUCUCGUCAGUAACCCAGCAACAGAACACCUCACCCAGCCUGUCAUCCUCACCUUCAAACAUCUACAGGUGAGGGUGGAGUCAUCAGAAAUGAACUAUACCUGUGUGUUCUGGUCGGAGGGGCGUGUCCAUGAAGAGGGAGGGGCGUGGUCAAGGCGUGGCUGUACCAAAGUCACGUCUAACGCUACACACACCGUGUGUUCCUGUACCCACCUUAGCAGCUUCGCUGUUCUCAUGGCCCUCUACCCUGUACAGGAUACCUUUGAGCUGCGUCUGUUGACGUGGCUGGGUCUGUCGGUGUCUGUGGUGUGUCUGUUGCUGUGCAUCCUGACCUUCUGGCUGUGUCGGUCCAUCCAGGGGACACGCACCACCAUCCACCUCCACCUCUGUGUCUGCCUCUUCAUCGCUGACCUCGUCUUCCUCACCGGCAUCUCUCACACACAGAGCAAGGGAGGAUGUAGGGUUGUAGCCGGUCUCCUCCACCUGUUCUUUCUAGGAUCCUUCAGUUGGAUGUUGUUAGAGGGGGUUCAGCUCUACCUCAUGGUGGUCCUGGUCUUCAACACAACCAUAAGACCUCUGUACCUGUAUGCUGUGGGAUAUGGACUGCCACUGGCUAUAGUCAUCAUCUCUGCUAUUACCUACCCAGAUGGAUACGGUACCACACAACACUGUUGGUUGUCUCUGGAGAGAGGAUUCAUCUGGAGUUUCUUCGGCCCAGUGUGCACCAUCAUCAUCCUCAAUGCUUUCUUCUUCAUCAUCACUGUCUGGAGGCUGGCCCAGAAGUUCUCUAGUCUCAACCCUGACCUCUCCAACCUACACAAGAUCAAGGUGUUCACAGUGACAGCAGUGGCCCAGCUGUGUGUGUUGGGUACUAUGUGGAUAUUUGGAGUGUUCCAGUUCCAAGAGGAGGGGACAGUGGUCAUGACAUAUCUCUUCACUAUCCUCAACUCUCUACAGGGAGCUCUGCUGUUCAUCAUGCACUGCCUACUGAACAAAACGGUGAGAGAGGAGUAUGGCAAGUUCCUGUCCUGUAUCUGCACACCACAGAAGAAGAGAUACUCAGAGUUCAGCACUACCAACCCUUCCUCCAGCCAAUCCCAGGGGUCAAGGGGUGCCCAAAACACAGGAGAGUUGCAGAUAUGAUGACAUCACCAAACUCCUACAAUGCACCUCUUUACUCCCCCUCCCUUUUCAGGCCUGGUCAGUAGAAAAUGUGCCCUACUAGCCCGGCGGGUUAGUAAACAUGUGCCCUAUCUAGAACCUAAAAUGGUUCUUCGGCUGUCCCUGUAGGAGAACCCUUUGAAUAACCCUUUUUUGGUUCCAGGUAGAAACCUUUUUUUGUUCCAGGUAGAAACCUUUUUUUGUUCCAGGUAGAAACCUUUUUUUGUUCCAGGUAGAAACCUUUUUUUGUUCCAGGUAGAACCUUUUUGGAUUCCAUCUAGAUACCUUUCCACAGAGGGUUCUACCUGGAACCAAAAAGGUGCUUCUAUGUGGAGAGCCCCUUUUUCUAAGCGUGUACUAGCCCGGCUGGUCAGCAGAAAAUGUACCUUACUAGCCCGGCUGGUCAGCAGAAAAUGUACCUUACUAGCCCGGCUGGUCAGCAGAAAAUGUACCUUACUAGCCCGGCUGGUCAGCAGAAAAUGUACCUUACUAGCCCGGCUGGUCAGCAGAAAAUGUACCUUACUAGCCCGGCUGGUCAGCAGAAAAUGUACCUUACUAGCCCGGCUGGUCAGCAGAAAAUGUACCUUACUAGCCCGGCUGGUCAGCAGAAAAUGUACCUUACUAGCCCGGCUGGUCAGCAGAAAAUGUACCUUACUAGCCCGGCUGGUCAGCAGAAAAUGUACCUUACUAGCCCGGCUGGUCAGCAGAAAAUGUACCUUACUAGCCCGGCUGGUCAGCAGAAAAUGUACCUUACUAGCCCGGCUGGUCAGCAGAAAAUGUACCUUACUAGCCCGGCUGGUCAGCAGAAAAUGUACCUUACUAGCCCGGCUGGUCAGCAGAAAAUGUACCUUACUAGCCCGGCUGGUCAGCAGAAAAUGUACCUUACUAGCCUGGCUGGUCAGUGUCCCGGAAUCCUUAAAUUCCACCCCUGAUUAGACACUUCAUAUUAUCCUUGAUGUUAACCACUGUCUUAUCAAGCAUUAGGUUAUCCAAUCAGAAGUUAUAUGAUCUACAUGUCACCCAAUAGGAAUCCAUAUGAUCUUUAUGUCAUCCAAUCAGAAUUUAUAUGAUCUUCAUGUCAUCCAAUAGGAAUCCAUAUGGUCUUUAUGUCAUCCAAUCAGAAGUUAUAUGAUCUUCAUGCCAUCCAAUAGGAAUCCAUAUAAUCGUUGUCAUCCAAUAGGAAUCCAUAUCCUCUUUAUGUCAUCCAAUAGGAUAAGAGGGAGUAGGAAGUGACAAUGAUGCAAUGAUGUCACAGUAGUUUCAUUUUCACCGACAUAACAUUUACAUUUCAGUCAUUAAGCAGAUGUUCAUAUGCAGAGCAUCUUACAGACAGAAAAGAAAGAAGGACCAUAUGAUCUUCCUGUCAUCCAAUAGGAAUCCAUACGAUCUUCCAAUAGGAAUCCAUAUGAUCUUAAUGUCAUCCAAUCAGAAGUGAUAUCCUCUUUAUGUCAUUUUUACAGCCACAAAUGAAGAGUACUAUUUUACCUUUAUUUAACUAGGCAAGUUAGUUAAAAACAAAUUCUUAUUUUCAAUGAGGGCCUAGGAACAGUGGGUUAACUGCCUUGUUCAGGGGCAGAAAGCCAGAUUUGUACCUUGUCAGCUCAGGGACUUGAACCUUGCGGUUAUUUGUCCAACGCUCUAACCACUAGGCUACGCUGCCACCCCAAUUUUUUUUACACCAUGUCGUCAAAUAGACAGAUGAAACCACAAUCAUAAACAUAAGCUUUCUUCCUUUACAUGAAUGUGGUAGAUUUAUAGUAAUAUUUAUUACCAAGAGCACAAGAUAGGACGACUUUUCUACACAAAUAAAUCCAGAAGGAUUUAGAAAAACCUAAGAUAUGUGAAGAAAUGUGUUAGUUGUGACCUAAUGGACUGUUAUACUGUAAAUGUGUAUAAUUUCUGCAGUCACUAAUACUUCAUAUUAACUCUCAAGAAUAGGCCUUUUUAAAUUAUUAUACAUAUUUAUUAAUACUUAUAACAAUUAUUUCAAAUGUUGUUUGAAUGUUAAUGCAAUGGAAGGCUUGUAAGGCUUACACAUUCUUAUAAAAUGUUUAUAAAGGCUUACAAAUAUAUAUAUAUUUGAAUAGUCCAUAAAUGGUUUGUUAAAAUGCUUAUUCGUGAUAGUUAUUAUGAAGUGUUACCAUAGCAACCUCUAUCAGGGCCUUCAUGCACCCCAACAAUCUGAAUGGACACAGAGUAUGAGAGGACGGCUGAUGGGUGGUCCAGAAGGGGGCUAGUUGAAUCAUUUUGAAUUUUUCAAACACCUGAAAAAGCUUUUUCCUGCAAUCUAGAGCCAUAACCAUUAUGCUUAAUUCUAUGUAAAAUAGAUAUAUAUUUUCUGCAUAUCUUUACCUCUUGAGCUGUCUGUACCCUCCUGACUGGUGAUUAUUGUUUAAAGAAACUAAAAUGCUUCUCUACAUUCAGUACAUUUAGUUAUUGCUUGCUUUCCCAAAGUCUACCAACCUUGCCAGCAGGCAGACCAGCUAAGAUAGUUAACAAACUGGUUAUGCCCCUGUGUCCCCCAUGGGCAUGAUGCCUCUGACCUCUGACCUCUAUGCAGCGUUCAUCAACAGGUUUUUUCAGAAAUCCCAGUUGAAAGAUUCCCGGAAUCAGGAGGAAAUAAGCAGGAAAUCUGGAAUUCUCCAAUCGGGAUUUUGGGGAAAACCUGGAAAUUUGUUUGAAAGGUUAAAGAAAAUGUGAUACCCUACGGGCGUUUUCCUGGACACAGGAAGGUUUGUUUACUUCUGAACAACAGAACCCGGGUCCAGCGACUGUGAACCCAACACCUUAGUUGUUACGCCAAGAGAACACAACCUCCUGACGAGGUCGCUAGGUGUUGGGUGAAGGCCGUUACAAUAGAUAAUAUUAUAAUAUCAUGAAUAAAUUGGUAGAGGUCCUUAGGCACAGAUCUAGGAUUAGAAUACAGUAAUGUACUGUACAGUUCUGCCAUGGUAGAGGUCCUUAGGCAAAGAUCUAGGAUCAGAAUACAGUAAUGUACUGUACAGUUCUGCCAUGGUAGAGGUUGUCCUUAGCCACAGAUCUAAGGUACAUCAAAUUAUUUAUUUUUUUACUUUUAAAUUAGUGAUUAGCCAUUGAUUCUUGAAGAAUAUGACUUAUAACCCCUUAUAAGCCCUUUCAGGUUCCCCCCUACACCAGACACUCAGCUGUCUUCAACAAAUUGUCAAAACAAUGUCUGCAUUCAAUAUAUUUGUUUUAUUCUAUUCUUUUGCACUUUUACUUCGACAAUCGGUUGGGUUUAGUUUAUUUAAAAAAAAAUACUUUUUAUUAAAUGAAAAAGAAUUCUAAGCAAUUGUGUAUUUUUAGGAUGUAUGAUUUUUAUGUCCUUCUAUGAGCAGAGUUCUGAAUGUAAGCAUGCAUUGUUGUACUUGACUGUGGGGGUCUGUAUGGCUGGGUGGGGUCUGUAUGGCUGGGUGGGGUCUGUGUGGGUCAGGGUCUGUAUGGCUGGGUGGGGGUCUGUAUGGGUGUGUCGGUGUGUUUUUUGGGUAUAUCUGUAAUUUUAGCCACAAUUAAAUCGUUGUUACAAAGAA
Messenger RNA from Salmo salar (Atlantic salmon), 6016 nucleotides. The record is from RefSeq and is a predicted model, not a curated record. NCBI's taxonomy places the organism in Eukaryota, Metazoa, Chordata, Actinopteri, Salmoniformes, Salmonidae.